AUGCAGCCUCAUACCGGAAAACGCAAACGAGCUCCUCCUCGGAGCCAGGGAGACACAAGUGCGGCGGCGACAUGGAAUCAGAUAUUAAAAAAUGGCCAGCCUCCAAAACCAUCGGAAUUACCUGCGCAGCUGAUGAACCAGAAUCGUCCGCAGGCUGCAUUAUUUCAACCUUCAGAUCCCGCCGCCGUACGCUCGAUCCCUGCUCAGCGGAGAGUAGCAACACCGGUCUUUCUAGGAAGGCCGAGGCCGAAAACACCUCCUUUCCCCUUUGCCGCCUGCACAGUAGGGCUCGAUCCUGCCAGACUGCCAUCAGAACCAGACCCGAUUGCUGUGGCUGAGAUCAAUAGAGUGAUACCGGAACCUCCUCGGAGAGCUAAUGGCAAAAAGAACCUCGCUGCGAUGGUGAAAUUGCUCGAGACGGACGGGAUGGGGUCAUACGAUGUUCCGCCUGCAAGGAAGAAACGAGAAUUGGACAAACAACAUGUGCAGCAGACUGAUACUGGAGCGCGACAAGAUCAGCCCGAGCUGGCGGAAGACAUGAGCGGUGCAGACUUUGAUGCGCUUUUCCAGAAUCUGGCGGAUUCCGGAUUGGUGGAUCUUCGCUCGGCUGAUACACAUUCGGCAGGGGACUAG
Exophiala xenobiotica is the source of this 633-nucleotide messenger RNA. RefSeq lists its product as uncharacterized. The transcript has a single exon. Bases 1 to 633 code for a protein of 210 amino acids. The record is from RefSeq and is a predicted model, not a curated record. Lineage: Eukaryota; Fungi; Ascomycota; Eurotiomycetes; Chaetothyriales; Herpotrichiellaceae.